GCGAUAAUUGUGGUGAAGGCCGUCGUAUUGUGUGUGAAAUAAAUAAUUAUAAUAUUUAUAAUAAUGAACGAUAAAGUUUGCAGCGUUUGCAGCGAUCGGGCCGUCGGUUAUAAUUUUGGUGCCCUAACGUGUGAGUCGUGUCGAUCAUUCUUCCGUAGAAAUGCAACGCGUGUUGAGGAAUUUGGCUGUUUUUUCGGUGACAAUUGCGAUGUAAACCGUUUGACACGAAAAUUCUGUAAAAAAUGCAGAAUUGAUAAAUGUUUGUCGAUUGGUAUGAAAAGAGAAGCGCUCACUUAUGGAGAAGAUGGCGAAACUCCACGACAUCGACGAAAACGAGUGAAAAUCACAGAACCGGUCGACUCGACCACAACUGAGUUAAUGCCAUACAAGAGGAAACCCGAUCUCAUGAGUCAAAUACCAUCAGUGAUCAGAGGAUUGAUAUUUGACUUAAACGAGUUAGAAUUGGGACGUUUUAAACAGCUGUUCAGCUCUAUGGAGACGGUUAAGGACCCGCUCGUGAAGUGCACGUCGCGGGCCAUCGAGUUUGCGGAGGUUUUCUGCAUUUUACAGGUCAGGAAUGAAACCAAAUUCAAACGAAUCGUCAAAAUGUCCACAAAUAUCGAUGCAUUCAAUGAACUGUGCGAUGAGGACAAGAUUGUACUGUUGAAGACAGGGGUCACAGAGAUUAUGACACUAAUGACUGUUUUGAAUUUUGACUACGAGGGCGAAUUCUGGACGGUUCCCAUUGAUGAUGAAAAUGCGGCUCAAAUCCCGUUGGAUGUGUUAAAGUGGGCCAAAUGGGGUCUCUAUGACGCCCACCGCAAAUUCAUGAGAAACCUUAAACAGGAAUUCGAUACCGAUAUUAAUUUGAUUGAUAUUUUGACAGCAAUACUGCUCUUUAAUGCAAGUUUGCAAAACCUUAUGUUUAAAGAUAGUGUUAAAUUUCAACAGCAGACAUAUAUUUAUUUACUUCAACGUAAAUACUCAAACAUAACGCACAAAAUAGGCCAUAAUUUCGGGGCCCUAACGUGUGAAUCGUGUAGGUCAUUUUUUCGCCGCAAUGCCACACGGGCUCAGGAAUAUGUCUGCUUUUUUGGUGGCAAAUGUGAGAUAAAUCGUUUGACGCGAAAAUUUUGUAAAAAGUGCCGAAUAUAUCAAUGCUUUGCCGUUGGUAUGAAAAAAGAUUCGUUGACUUAUGGAGAAUACGCUGAAUAUCACAGUCGGCGACGAAAGCGAGUGAAAACCACUGAACCCGUUGUCUCGACUAACAAUGAAUUGCUGCCAUUCGAGGCAAACACUGAUUUAUUCCGACAAAUACCAUAUGCCAUCAGAGGGCUUAUAUUUGAAUUGAACGAGGUGGAAUUUGGCAAAUUUAAGGCACUGUUUAGCACUUUGGAAAUACUAAAAGAUCCGGCCGUAAAGUGCACCGUAAAGGUUAACGCAAUGGCAGAUAUUUUCAGUAUUUUAGAGGUGAGAAAUGAACGCAAAUAUCAACAAAUCGUGAAAAUGUGCACAAAUUUCAACGAAUUCAGCGAUUUGUGCGAAGACGACAAGAUCUCACUCUUGAAGAGUAACGUUACGGAGAUUUUCUUUUUGCUGACUGUUAUGUACUUUGAUUUUGAGGACGAAUUCUGGACUAUU
Medioppia subpectinata is the source of this 1641-nucleotide messenger RNA. The record is from the annotation of a GenBank genome assembly. Lineage: Eukaryota; Metazoa; Arthropoda; Arachnida; Sarcoptiformes; Oppiidae.